ACAAUGUUUGCCACUAAAUGUGUGAACUAAUAUGCAAAAAACUACAUCUGAGCUACAAUCCGUGUUCACUUAAACAUAAUAAGUGGCAAUGGCUGCGGUUCAAGUAGUGAUGUCGUGUUCACUUCUCUACUAUGUCGUUAAUGCACCAGGGGUGAUAUACAUUGUCUCAGUUGUGAUGGGAUCGUGUUACGGUGCCCAUUGGGCCAUUAUGCCAUCUGCUGUGUCAGAACUAUUCGGGCUAAAGAGUUUUGGUGCGUUGUAUAACUUUCUUACACUUGCUAGCCCGGCUGGUUCACUAAUCUUCUCCGGUGUCAUUGCUAACGCCAUUUAUGACUAUGAAGCCAAGAUGCAAAGUGCUACAAACCUUAACACGCUCACAGAUGGCGAAGUACUGACGUGCUAUGGAACCAUAUGCUACUCCAUCACUUGCGGAAUCUUGUCAGUUCUUUGUCUCAUAGCAUUUGUCUUGAGUAUGAUUGUGGUGUAUAGGACUAAGAGAGUCUAUGCAAAACUUUACGGGAAUUCUUGAAGUUAGAUCGCGCCCUCGGACUAUACCGUGGUUGUAUCAUGUGUGUUAGGCUCAUAGAUUUAAGGUUUGGUAAAGAUGGAGCCAUUUAGAGUAUUGAUUAUUCGGUACACUGCUAA
Helianthus annuus (common sunflower) is the source of this 645-nucleotide messenger RNA. RefSeq lists its product as uncharacterized. The transcript has a single exon. Gene Ontology annotation, cellular component: membrane. The coding region runs from base 89 to 529 and encodes 146 amino acids. The record is from RefSeq and is a predicted model, not a curated record. NCBI's taxonomy places the organism in Eukaryota, Viridiplantae, Streptophyta, Magnoliopsida, Asterales, Asteraceae.